AGGGUAAUCUGGAACCAGGAGGGAUACCUACUAGGAUCGAUACAAUAACUAGAAAUUCAGUAUAUGUCUUUACAAUACAGUCAUGGUGAGGCUAACCCCUACUUCGAUAUUUUUCCUAUGGAUUUCGUUGGUGGCCACUAAGUCUAAGGCAUUAAUUCUUCCUGCAUACAACCUUAGGUCCGCCUCUAACCAUAAAGUUAUGUCCCUUUCAGGAGCCACAGACGGAAAGGCGGUGUUGGUGGCACAAGAACAGCCACUUUCUCUCAAUGUCUGUAUCAGAAAGCGGUCCAUGGUGAGGCUUGACAAUGUAAGGUUCUCUAAUCAUAAUUACUCCACCUUCUUCAAUGUGACCUUCAAUAGUGGAGAAUGGAUGGGGACGUUCUACGUAAGGCCUGAUGAGGAUUGGAACAGGUUCAAAAACACGGGAAUAUUUCCUCACAGAUACAUCCUGGAGCCCGGAUGGCACGUCGUCAAGAUUUACGUAAUGGAUUAUUUCGGCUACACAGAAGGUAUUGCUGUGGAUACUUUACAGUUUAGUGUAGACGAUCCAUGGAUGGACAAUGAUAUUUUAUCAUGCAAAACAAUAUGCACUGAGAAAAAUAAAUUCCCCGUGAGAUUUCCUUCCUCUUCUGUUGAUGCAUUGCCUUCUGGGAUAGAACAGAGAUCGUUUCCGACUCAGUGUGCAGAAGUUGACAAUGUUGACAUACCCCUAUACAAUGCUCAUGUUGACAGCUUUACGAUAACGGCUUCACUUCCUCAGUAUAAAUCCUUCUCAAACAGAAGAGAAGAAAACACCACAAACUGUCCUCACUUAAGCCCAGAACUAUGGCGAUUCGAUAAUUUUAACGUAAGUUCCUCCUCUACCGAAAUUAUUAAUAAUAAAAGCGCCAGAAUGUCAUUUUAUUCAACUUCUUCAAACGAAGUUUAUAUCAUCGUUCGUUUCUUUUUGGAAGGACAAAAGAAAGGUAGUGUGGAUGCAAAAAUUGGAUCGUUGUUGACUCUUCAGUUAAAGGACCUCAUAGCUUCAACGAUGAUUAAAUUGCGAUAUAAAGAAAAAUGGGGGAAUCUGUCGUUACCAAUUACACAUAAUUUCACACAUCAGAAUCUACAAUAUACAUGGACAAUCCCAGACUUUACCUGGACAGAAGACAGUCUUAAUUACAUCAUUUUAACAGCAGUAUCAGAAAAUCUUGCCCUUCUGGUGAGUAAUCUGCGUCUAGAAAAAAGAGCAUUUAAGCCUGAGAAGCAUGUAACUAUCUACAAGAGUGACGAUGUACAUAUUGUAGCGGUUUAUGUAGAAAUGUGGUGGCUAGCCCCCGACAGAAUGACUGUAUACCUCACUAAUGGGCAGACAUACAAAGGUGUUGCUUAUCUACAAAUCUACAGACCGAUUCCAUGGAACAAUGGGUAUUCGCAGGUUCUUGUGUUGUACCAAGACGGAAAUGCCCGAUUUAUUCCGGUGACUCCUGAAGGACUUGACUGGAUCCCCUUUGGUACAUCCGUUAUUCUUGGGCAAACGUACAGUGAUUCAAUAAGACCUUACACCUCUAUAAAACAACUUAAUAUAGACCCAGAGAGAUGGACAAUGCGCAUCUUUUAUAAAGAUGGUGGUUCUUUGGUAAUGAAAAUAAAUAGUACCUAUAGUGAAACCCAAGCUCAUGUGUCCGAAAUUUUCUUCACAAGGGACAGGUAUACACUUCCGUUUGCAACUGUACGGUCAAUGUAUGUUGCUGAAGGAAACACUGAUGUAGACAGUGUGAAAGUUGACGAUAAAGAGACCUAUCAUAUAAUGGAUCAAUGGGGAUAUGUACAGGGAAGAAGCUUUGCAUUUUAUCGCAGCUGUAUAUCUAGACACUUAACCCUUAGUCCUGAUAUCCAAAUUGAUGUAUUUAAAACCAAAAAGUCGUGAAAGAAAUCAAAACAAAUCCCUAGAUGCCAAUAAUAACUAGGACAUAAUGUUUGAUGAUUUUCUGAGAUUAAUACUCAGUAUUGGAAGCCAGUACUAUUUUCAAUUGACAGCAUGAUACGUGUACAUGAUAAUUAUUUUAUCUGCACUCAACUUUGACAAAAAGAAAACAACAAUGAUUGUUGUACAGAUCUUAACGAACCUCUCAAGGCACAAAUUUUCAUGUGAUUCUGUCAUUGUCCAUAUCUUCCUCACAGAGUAUCUUAAUAUUGUGAUCGAUACUUUCACUGAACGGAUCUUAACAUUAUGGUUCUAUUAAUGAAAAAAACUUUCGAAUCAUGAUCACAUCAGUGCAUGUGGAAAUCUUAUAACAGAGACCUUAUCAUCGCACUUCCUGUCACAUCAUGAUCCUAUCGAGGUCCAGAGGUCCAGAUGUUUAAAGACUUCCUGUCACAUGAUCCUAUCGAGGUACAGAUGUUUAAAGUGAGACUUCCUGUCACAUGAUCCUAUCAAGGUACAGAUGAUUAAAGUGAGACAUUAUCAUUGUACUUCCUGUCACACCAAUGUGAUCCGAUUGUUCAAAUGAUCUAUCAACACUGUGGUCUAUAGAAGAUAUGAUCCCAAUAUUACGAUCAUUGUGCAGACAUUGAGCUAAACAUUGUACGCUUCUUAAUUAACACAGUGAUUCUUUCAUUGAAAAUAUUUUAACAAUUGUACAGUUCUUAACAGUGUGAUCAUAUCAUUUGAUUGUAUACUCCAUGAUCUUUUCAAAGUACAGUCUUUCAGAUCACAAUCCUAUCAAUGUACGUACUUCACCCUAUGAUCCCAUUUUCAUACAGAUCUUAACUGGGACCCUCUCAUUGUACAGAUCUACUGUAUAUACUCGCCUUUAAGUCGGUUUUUUGGGAGUGAAACUUUGGUCCAAAAAUCUUUGUCCGACUUAUAGGCGAGUUAUAAAAAGAUUGGUAUUUUAGAGGGUCAAGUCCUCUAAUAUAAGCUUAAAAAAUACAACCGACUUAAAGGCGGACCGACUUAUAUGCAAGUAUAUACAGUAAACACUGGAAUCCUCUCAUUGUACAGAUCUAAACACUGGGAUUCUCUCAUUGUACAGAUCUUAAUACUGGGAUCCUCUCAUUGUACAGAUCUUAACACUGGGAUCCUCUCAUUGUACAGAUCUUAACACUGGAAUGAUCUCAAUACUUAUUGUACGGAUCUUCACAUUGUGAUCCUCUCAUUGUACAAAUGUUCCUAUAAUUGUACAGAUCUCAACAAUGGUAUCAUUGUAUAUUGACCUUUAGACUGGGGUCCUAUAAAAAAUAAAAGACAUUUACACUGUGA
Molecule: messenger RNA, 3244 nt
Organism: Saccostrea echinata
Lineage: Eukaryota; Metazoa; Mollusca; Bivalvia; Ostreida; Ostreidae
Exons: 2
Coding region: 83-1909 (608 amino acids)
Source: RefSeq, a predicted model, not a curated record